Cotesia glomerata is the source of this 2369-nucleotide messenger RNA. RefSeq lists its product as uncharacterized. Gene Ontology annotation, biological process: cobalamin transport. Gene Ontology annotation, molecular function: cobalamin binding. NCBI's taxonomy places the organism in Eukaryota, Metazoa, Arthropoda, Insecta, Hymenoptera, Braconidae. The transcript is spliced from 7 exons. The record is from RefSeq and is a predicted model, not a curated record. Bases 699 to 2093 code for a protein of 464 amino acids.
UGUAAGAAUUAUUGAUUUUAUAUAAUCAGAUAUUUAAUUAAAAAUGGAAAAAAAAAUAAAUAACGACCAUUGAAACGUGAAAUGAAUUUUUUUCUACUCAGAAGUAUAUUAAAAAAUAAAAGUGAGUAAUACCGAGAGGAAAUGUCGGAGACGGGCGAAAUUACACUAGGUAAACUUUAAAAAUAGUAAAAAAAGAGAUAGAUGAUUUAUGAAUACAUUAGAGAGAUGAGUUGGGUGGCGAGCAUGAGUAUGAGGGUUGAAGUUUAAAACGCGAGUUGAAGGCGGGGAAGUUGGAGAAGGUCUUCGAACCCCCGUUGGUGAUAUCAUAGCCAGCUCAGAACUGCUCUGAAUUUCACUAGUGAACUUAGUCUGCAUUGCGCAUUCACCAAGCAGGCGCAACGUGUAUCGCGAAAGACCGCGACGUGACGACGCGACGCUCAUCACCCUUUUUUUUCACCACUGUGUGGUCCUCGCGGUCGUCAUCGUCACUCAACAACAGGCCUCCCCACACUUACCUUUGUUUUACCCGUUUUUAAAUAUUUACUCUCUACGGUUUAAAAUAGUAAAUAAAGUUAUUAUUAUUAUUAUUAUAUUAUAAUUAUCCAGUUACAUCGUUUUUACCUUCAGCCCUUAUUGAUUUCAUUUUUCGAGUACUUUUUAGUUAAAUAUUGUCAAGUACUUCUGUUUAAACAUAAAUAAUGUGGGGAAGAGCAAGCAUGGGAGCUGUUGUGCUGAUCGUGUUGGCGUCUGUUUUCGCUUGUUGCCAAGGAAGCAACGUGGAGUCACGUCCUACGGAGGCGGAGGUUGAGUCGAUGGUAUCGCGUGCCACUAUGUGGCUAUGGUACCAAAGAGAUCAAGACGCUGGGUGGUUCAACAACACCCACUGGGUCCUUCUGGCUCUCAGGUUAGCAAACUUGUCUCGUACUGACAAUAAUCCCUCAUCUGUGUCUGUCGAGCUACAACUGAGUAACAAGCAGUUGGAAUUGGAGAUUGUUAUCUUGCUCUGGAGGCAUAGAGAAGUAGGAUUUUCAGAAACAAGUCUAGCUCGUUAUACUCUUGCUUUGAAUGCUCUGUGUAUGGAUCCUCGACAAUUCCACGGUCAUGAUUUAAUAGGGACGCUUCAACAUCACGCACCGCCUGUAGAUUAUGAUUUUGCAUUGACUACUUUAGCUGCCUGCAGUGCUCAAGCUCAUAUUAGGAAACGACAAAUUGGAAGACUUUUAGAUAUUACUAAUGCUGUUCAGUAUCAUAAUAUUGAUACAAUCGCAAUGGUAGUUCUGGCGUUAAGAUGUAUUAUCCAGGACCACAGACACCGGAAUCUCGGUCACUUUGUGCGGAAGCCAGCAAUGAGUUUAACAAAACGUCAGAGACUGGACGGAAGCUUUGGUGAUUUACGGACGACCGCUCUGGCAAUGCAGGCGCUCAAACAAGUGGAAAACGAACCCGCAGACAAUUGGAACAGAUCAGCAGCAUUGUCAUGGCUGAUAUCGCGUCAGCAGCUUGACGGUUCUUUUGAUCAAGAUGUUUAUUUAACUGCCCAAGUCAUUCUUGGAAUUAUUCCCAAGAGUCUUAUUAAUAUUAGAAGCUUAAACUGCCUGCUAAGCAACAACACACUUCCUGGUCUCAUUCCUAAUAAUAACUUCAACGACAAUUUCAUAUCAUCAAGCACAGCCGUAAAUGCCGAGACAAAUACGAGCGCUUAUGAAUUGACCGGGUCAAAAGUAUCCACCCAGACAACUCCUCAUCAGCUGGUUAAUAUUUCGUACACUCUGUGGGUUGGAACUAAUGAAACUUAUCAUUUGACAGUAACAGCCCCUAAAAAUGAAACAUUUUACGGAGUUAUGCUACUUGCCGCCGAGAUGUCUCCGCAUUUUCAAUUUUCAGCGUCUGAGUGGCCUAACGGCCAUUAUGUUCAUACUCUUGCGGGUUAUAAAGAGGAACCCAUGUCAUAUCAUUAUUGGCUACUUUACAGACUCACAUCCCCGCCGGACUUAUCUUCUCCGCCGGGUAAUCAACUCGUCGCUCCUGGAGGUGUGGAUGAUCUUGAAAUAAGCCAAGGAGAGUACUAUCUCUUCUGGUACAAAAAACUUUAAGAAGAAGAAAUAUCAAAAAGAGUUUUAUCAAUAGCAAGAUAAUAAUCUUGAAACUACUGUAGUGUUUACAGUCUAAAAUGUCUAAAAAUUUAUUUCGAUAUUAGUUUAACGAUAAUUAAUAAUAAUAAUAAUAAUAAUAAUAAUAAUAACAAUAAUAAUUACAAUAAAAUAAUUAUCAAUUAAUAAGGAUUAAACACUAGUAAGUAAUUGUCAUGCUGACAAGUAAAAACAAAUAUAUAAGUAAAAAUACAUUUUGUAACAGACAAAUGCCUGAAU